AUGGACCUCUCAGGCAUUCGACUCCUUGGAAGGCGACGUAUCCUCACUCGCAAGGCACCAAACAGUAGUAAUCGCGCAUCGCCAUCGCUCAAGCCGAUCAUUUCAUACUCCAGUCACGCUCCUUUGCAGUCUAUGCUAUCCUUCGGCACCAUCACCAACAUCACAACGCACUCAUACACACUUCUAGGACUUCAGGAAGAGAACUCUACGUCUGUUUUGCCUACUGCCUCGUCCGCCGAGCAUCUACCUUUGGACACCUGUUUCUUGGAGGAACCGGAAGUUAGGCGCGCAUCUCUCAUUGCACUGGACAAGUGUGUGCUACUAGCUGCUCGUCUACCGCCAGCCAAUCUACUACUCGAUAUAACUUUGGCGCACUCUGGACCGGUUGGGCGAGAGCCCUCCACGCUAUACAUAGAUCUCGUCCGGGCACUUACUGCGCUACUGAAGAUAGAAGAGUACUUGUUCGACGAUGAGACUUUGAUGUUAUAUGAAGCUACGGCUACGCGCCUUUUGCAAGAGACCUCUGUUCUGGUCGAUAACGUUCUUUCGCUCCCUUCGACCAGCAGAGGAUUGACGAACCUGAUCUUGUCUGCAUUACGAAGGAUCUCGCUAUUCAUUGCUUUAGAGGAAACCCGCGCGCAACCCGUCUUCAUGACGCUCACGGACACCAUCUUCCGGCAGAUGCUCAGCUUCUCUAGCAUUGUGGACUUCGAGACCUUUGACUUGCCUCCGGACUCAAGAGACGGAUCUGCGCCGUGCUGUACAAACUGGGGUCUUUUCGCGCAAAAUUUUCUCGGCGCUGCCACAUAUCUCAAGGACCAUAGACCUACUGUCUCUCUAGAAGCGUUGCCUGUCACUCUCAAGCUCUGGUUCCACCUCCCGUCAUCUCCCCUGGUCAAAGAUGUGGCGCCUGGUCGGAUCCAACCCGUUCUGAUUGCCGCAGGGGAGCUGGUGUACCCUAGACUUUUCAAGGCUGCGUCUCACACCAUCUUCGACGAUCUGUUUCGGGAACUCGGGGAGGAUGCGGUGGCGAAUAGAUUGCGCGAAGAUUUGGACGACGAAAAGAUGCAAGAUUAUGAACUUGCCAAGGUCUUAGAGGUGCUGUUAUACUUCCUGCAGUCCAGCGCCUUACAGUCUCGAUUCUUUACUGCUGGUAUCUGCUCCUCGGCUGUCGCAGCUCUUCAACGACAACGACUCACUGGCUCUAUGGAAUGGCUAAGUCACGUCUGGAAUUGGGUGCAAUUCAUCAUAACCCACUUGAUGCUGCAGCGAAUCUAUGUGCCCGAGAUGUGCCUCCCGGCUGAAGAGACUUUGCGAAACCUUUCAUCUAGCAGCGUUGUGGAGUUUGUUGAAUACGGGAUCGUUUUCCUCCUUCCACAGGCAAAGAUCAGUCCGAUCUCCCUCAGUAACGUGAUAGAUCACUUGAAACGUCUUGUGACGGCCACUCGCGUCGCCACUCACGGCACAAACGGAAAGCUACGGGUCUCGAAGUCACAGGCAUUCACCCUAUUCCGCCAAGAUCUGCGUCGAUACUGGGUACAUGGCCUUUUGGCUCUCGAGGCCCUACCUCCUUGUGAAGAUCAAGCUCCUCUCAAGAAUCUACAGGAGUCUUGGCGAACCUUGGGCGUCAUUGCAGGGCUGAACGAGGCCAGAGAGCGAGAACAGUUCGAGAAAAACGGCAACUUCGCUCUACCGUCACGCUGUUCUUCGAAACAAUGUCCGCGUCAUGUCAAGAAAAGCUCUGGUCGACUGCGUCCGUGCAAAGGUUGCGGCGAGGUGGCCUACUGCAGCCGCAAGUGCCAGGUUCAGCACUGGCAAGAAGGUGGUCACAAGCUCAUCUGCAAGCGCCGCGUGAAGUCCAACUAG
Molecule: messenger RNA, 1866 nt
Organism: Peniophora sp. CBMAI 1063
Lineage: Eukaryota; Fungi; Basidiomycota; Agaricomycetes; Russulales; Peniophoraceae
Source: the annotation of a GenBank genome assembly